Manis pentadactyla (Chinese pangolin) is the source of this 2006-nucleotide messenger RNA. It is a transcript of the gene PNPLA2, whose product is annotated as patatin like phospholipase domain containing 2. Gene Ontology annotation, biological process: positive regulation of triglyceride catabolic process; lipid homeostasis; triglyceride catabolic process. The record is from RefSeq and is a predicted model, not a curated record. The transcript has 9 exons. Gene Ontology annotation, cellular component: cytoplasm; lipid droplet; membrane. NCBI's taxonomy places the organism in Eukaryota, Metazoa, Chordata, Mammalia, Pholidota, Manidae. The coding region runs from base 103 to 1554 and encodes 483 amino acids. Gene Ontology annotation, molecular function: triacylglycerol lipase activity.
CGCGGUCCCGGUCAGUGUCUCCGCUUCCGCCGGCGGGGGCCGAGUACGAGCAGGCGGCUUCGCACGCAGCGCAGCGAGUCCCGAGUCCGGCGGAGCGCCGCGAUGUUUCCCAGGGAGGCGACGUGGAACAUCUCGUUCGCGGGCUGCGGCUUCCUUGGCGUCUACCACAUCGGCGUCGCCUCCUGCCUCCGCGAGCACGCGCCCUUCCUGGUGGCCAACGCCACGCACAUCUACGGCGCCUCGGCUGGGGCGCUCACGGCCACCGCGCUGGUCACCGGCGCCUGUCUGGGUGAGGCUGGUGCAAACAUCAUCGAGGUAUCUAAGGAGGCCCGGAAGCGGUUCCUGGGCCCCCUGCACCCCUCCUUCAACCUGGUGAAGACCAUCCGCGGCUGUCUGCUGAAGACCCUACCUGCUGACUGCCAUGAGCAUGCCAGCGGGCGCCUGGGCAUCUCCCUGACUCGAGUCUCAGAUGGCAAGAACGUCAUCAUAUCCCACUUUAGCUCCAAGGAAGAGCUUAUCCAGGCCAACGUCUGCAGCACCUUCAUCCCAGUGUACUGCGGCCUCAUCCCUCCCUCCCUCCAGGGCGUGCGCUAUGUGGAUGGCGGCAUCUCGGACAACCUGCCCCUCUAUGAACUCAGGAACACCAUCACAGUGUCCCCCUUCUCGGGCGAGAGCGAUAUCUGCCCGCAGGACAGCUCCACCAACAUCCAUGAGCUCCGGGUUACCAACACGAGCAUCCAGUUCAACCUGCGCAACCUCUACCGCCUCUCCAAGGCCCUGUUCCCCCCUGAGCCCAUGGUGCUGCGAGAGAUGUGCAAGCAGGGCUACCGCGACGGCCUACGCUUCCUGCGGCGGAACGGCCUCCUGAACCAGCCCAACCCGUUGCUCGCACUGCCCGCCGCCCACCCCGAUGCCCCUGAGGACGAGGACGCUGAGGCAGACCCACAGAGGGCCCGCGUGGAGGGCCACUUGCAGCUGCCCCGGGAGGAUCACAUCCUGGAGCAUCUGCCUGCACGGCUUAAUGAGGCCCUGCUGGAGGCCUGUGUGGAGCCGAAUGACCUGCUGACCACUCUCUCCAACAUGCUGCCUGUGCGUCUGGCCACGGCCAUGAUGGUGCCCUACACUCUGCCGCUGGAGAGUGCCAUGUCCUUCACCAUCCGCUUGCUGGAGUGGCUGCCUGACGUUCCCGAGGACAUCCGGUGGAUGAAGGAGCAGACAGGCAGCCUCUGCCAGUACCUGCUGAUGCGGGCCAAGAGGAAGCUGGGCAACCACCUGCCUUCCAGGCUGUCGGAGCAGGUGGAGCUGCGUCGUGCCCGGUCGCUGCCCUCUGUGCCACUGUCAUGUGCCUCCUACAGUGAGGCACUGCCCAGAUGGCUGCCAAACAGCCUCUCGCUAGGGGACGCGCUGGCCAAGUGGGAGGAGUGCCAGCGCCAGCUGCUGCUGGGUCUCUCUUGCACCAAUGUGGCCUUCCCGCCGGAUGCCCUACGCAUGCGCACCUCUGCCAGUCCUGCCCCUGAGCACCCGCAGCACCCACCUGGCAUGCCCCCUUGCUGAGUGCCCUUGUUCCAGCCUUCCGCAGCACCCCUGGGUUCCGGUGCUGAGGGCCAGGCGCCCUAGCUUCCCUGCCCCGUGUCCUGGGGUCGGCUGGGACCCUCAUCCCUGGUCUCUCUCCAUUCUCCCCAUGGAGCAAGGAGAUGGGGGCCCCUCACAGCUCUGAAAAGGGGGCUUUGCUGUCAGCUUCUUCCACCGACCACUCAUUGGGCCGUCACCUACACCUUGACCUCCCCUCCCAGCUUCCCCGCCAGGGCAAGGGAGAGCAGAGGCCUGGUGAGGGCGCCUGGGGGCUCCAGGAUGUGCGACCACUGCCUGAUGCCCCCAGCGUCAGUGCAGUAUUACUCGUGAGAACUUUGCACCUGCUCCUCUCCCUGCAAUUCAUGUUUUGCUAAAAAGUUUGUGAAAAAUUAUUUAUUUUUGCCAAAGCAGAUGUAAUAAAUGCUACCGCUCAG